CUAAAGGAGCUCUCGCGCAAGUAUGGCAGAGCGGCGAUUGUGGUCUAUCUGGGUAUUUCCCUCGUGGACUAUGCCGUCGCCUUUGGUCUCGUGCAUGCGCUCGGCACAGAUCGCAUUGGCGCGCUUGAAGACAAGGCCUUUGCUGUAGUGCGCGAUUGGACUGGCUGGGCGCCUAAAUCUAGCGUGACGGAUGUACAAGAUGACGAGCCAGGAGUUGUGACGGAGGCUGUUCACAAAGAAGUGCAGAAGCAUGGUGUCAAACCAGCGUCUAUUUGGACAGAAGCAGCGAUUGCCUACGGCAUUCACAAAGCAAUCUUCAUCUUUGUGCGUGUGCCCAUCACGAUUGCCAUUACACCUGGCAUUGUCAAGGCGCUAGUCAAGCGCGGAUGGAAGGUUGGUCCGGCGAGAGUUGCCGCUGAAGCAGCG
This is a messenger RNA of Protomyces lactucae-debilis, 426 nucleotides long. RefSeq lists its product as uncharacterized. The annotation marks the transcript as partial. The record is from RefSeq and is a predicted model, not a curated record. Lineage: Eukaryota; Fungi; Ascomycota; Taphrinomycetes; Taphrinales; Protomycetaceae. Gene Ontology annotation, cellular component: mitochondrion. The transcript has a single exon.